AUGGCCAGGGAUGCGGACGAUUAUUUCGCUGAGGACACCUCAAAAUUGCCAUUUCUGCAUGUUUGGUCGUUGGCGGUGGAAAUGCAAUUUUAUCUGGUUGCUCCGUUACUUUUUAUUUUGGGGAAGAUAGAGAUUAGAGGCCGAUCGAUUAACAAGCCGAUCGUGAUCGUUGCUUUUGCUCUUGCCCUCUUCUACAGUAUCCAAGCCACCGAAAUUGCCGCAUUUUAUGAGCCG
Messenger RNA from Mesorhabditis spiculigera, 234 nucleotides. The record is from the annotation of a GenBank genome assembly. NCBI's taxonomy places the organism in Eukaryota, Metazoa, Nematoda, Chromadorea, Rhabditida, Rhabditidae.